Camelina sativa (false flax) is the source of this 1115-nucleotide messenger RNA. The record is from RefSeq and is a predicted model, not a curated record. Lineage: Eukaryota; Viridiplantae; Streptophyta; Magnoliopsida; Brassicales; Brassicaceae.
UCGAACGAGGAACCGUUUACAAUCCAUCAUCUGCUGAGGCUGUGCCAUCAGCAGCUUGGUUAGGCAGGGGUCUAUCCUGUGUCUGUGCUCAGAGAAGAGAUAGUGACGCAAAUUCCACCUUUGAUCUAACACCUGCUCAGGAGGAAUGCUUGCAAAGUUUGCAGAGCCGCAUUGACGUAGCCUACGAUAGUACUAUUCCCCUGCAUCAGGAAGCUCUGAGAGAGCUGUGGAAACUUGCCUUUCCUGAAGAAGAACUUCAUGGAUUAAUAUCUGAGCAAUGGAAAGAGAUGGGUUGGCAGGGCAAAGAUCCGUCAACAGAUUUUAGGGGUGGUGGUUUCAUAUCUCUUGAAAACUUGCUGUACUUCGCUAGGAACUUUCAGAAAUCCUUUCAGGACCUUCUGAGGAAGCAGGUUGGGGAUCGAUCUGUGUGGGAAUACCCCUUUGCUGUUGCUGGUAUCAACUUAACAUUCAUGCUCAUACAAAUGCUCGACCUUGAAGCAGUGAAGCCACGAACAAUUGUUGGGGCAACUUUUCUGAAGUUUCUUUCUGAGAACGAAUAUGCCUUUGACCUUCUUUAUUGCAUUGCAUUCAAGCUAAUGGACCAGCAAUGGCUUUCAAUGCGUGCCUCAUACAUGGAGUUCAAUACGGUGAUGAAAUCAACAAGGAGACAGCUGGAGAGAGAGCUGAUGCUGGAAGACAUUAUGCAUCUUGAGGAUUUACCCUCCUACGCUCUUCUCACUCAAUAGCCCUUAUAAUGAUAAUAAAUAGUAAGAAGAAGAGUCACUAACCACUUAAAUAACACAAGGUUGCUCUGUUCACUCUUUACUUUUCCUCGUCAAUGCUUUCGCUUCUUUGACCUUUUUUUGUGUUUGGUGGUGCUAAGAAACAACUCCAACACCGAGUAGUUACUUGUUAUAUUAAAACAAGAAAAAGAGAGAGGUUGCGAUAAAUGUCAAUUUGGUUGGGGGGUGUGUUUGGUUGCAAGGAGUGUGUAGCUAAAAUGGAUUUGUUUUCUAGCAACUGUUCAGGUUUCUUAGUAUUGAUUGAUGUACGCAAAGACGAUUGUGUGAGAAUUGGUUUUUCUCUAAAUUCAAAAGCAGUCUCCGUAAAGGACU